This is a messenger RNA of Williopsis jadinii, 4324 nucleotides long. It is a transcript of the gene TOP2, whose product is annotated as DNA topoisomerase 2. The record is from RefSeq and is a predicted model, not a curated record. The transcript has 2 exons. Gene Ontology annotation, molecular function: ATP binding; DNA binding; DNA topoisomerase type II (double strand cut, ATP-hydrolyzing) activity. Gene Ontology annotation, cellular component: nucleus. NCBI's taxonomy places the organism in Eukaryota, Fungi, Ascomycota, Saccharomycetes, Phaffomycetales, Wickerhamomycetaceae. Gene Ontology annotation, biological process: sister chromatid segregation; DNA topological change; resolution of meiotic recombination intermediates. The coding region runs from base 74 to 4324 and encodes 1416 amino acids.
AAACAAAUACACGCUACACCGUUUCAAAACAACACGGACAAGUUGGUCUAUCGCCGCUACAGUUAGUACACCAAUGAGCCCACCGUUAAAGGACGUGUCACUUAACGUCAUGAAACCAAAGAAGAACGCGUCGGAGCAGUACCAGAAGCUCACUCAGUUGGAGCACAUCUUGAAGAGACCCGACACGUAUAUCGGGUCUACUGAGCCUCAGGAGCAGAAGAUGUGGAUCUACAACGCGGCCGAUGAGAGUAUGGAGGAUAAGAUGGUGAAGAUUGUUCCAGGUCUCUUCAAGAUCUUUGAUGAGAUUUUGGUCAAUGCCGCCGACAACAAGAUCCGUGACCCCAAUAUGAAGAAACUCGAGGUGACUAUCGAUCCAGAGCAGAAUACCAUCUCUGUGAAGAACGAUGGACGAGGUAUCCCCAUCGAAAUGCACGAGAAGGAGAAAAUGUGGAUCCCAGAGUUGAUCUUCGGUAAUUUGUUGACCUCUUCAAACUACGAUGACGAUGAGAAGAAGGUCACAGGUGGUAGAAACGGUUAUGGUGCCAAGUUGUGUAACAUCUUCUCCACUGAGUUCACGGUGGAAACUGCUGAUAAGAACGUAUCAAAGACCUACUCGCAAACAUGGAAAAACAACAUGUCCGUCGCUGGGAAACCAAAGAUCAAAGACGUUAAGAAGGCUGUUGAAUACACAAAGAUUACAUUCAAGCCUGAUUUGGCCAAGUUUCACAUGGAGAAAUUGGAUGAUGAUAUUUUGGGUGUCCUUCGCCGUCGUGUUUAUGAUCUUGCAGGUACUGUGAAAGAUGUCGGUGUGUACUUGAACGGCACCAAGUUGAAGAUCAGAAAUUUCAAAGAAUACGUGGAGAUGUAUAUCAAGGCACUGGACAAGAAGAAAUUGGCUGAGGGUCAAAUCUCAGAAGUUGAAGCUCAGAAAAAGCCAACAAUUAUAUACAAGAAGAUUGAUGAUCCAAAGGCUAAAGGUCGUUGGGAAAUUGCCUUUGGCGUUGCUGAUUCAAGCUUUAACCAAAUCUCUUUUGUUAAUUCGAUUGCAACAACAUCCGGUGGUACCCAUGUCAACUACAUCGCUGAUCAAAUAAUUGAUAAGAUACAGGAAAUUCUGAAGAAAAAACACAAAAAAUCAUCUGUGAAACCAUUUCAAAUUAGAAACAACAUGUUUUUGUUUAUCAAUUGUUUGAUUGAGAAUCCAGCUUUCACUUCACAAACCAAAGAACAGAUGAGUACAAGAAAACCGCAGUUUGGUUCUGAUUGCAAAAUUCCAGAUGAUUUUGUCAACCAGAUCAUGAAAACUGAGUUCAUUGAAAAGAUCUUGGAUGCUGCCCAGGCUAACGAAGAUAGGGCUUUGAAGAGAACUGAUGGUGCUAGAAAAUCAAGACUGACAAAUUUACCUAAGCUUCAUGACGCCAAUAUGGCAGGUACAAAAGAAGGUUAUAAGUGUACUUUGAUCUUAACCGAAGGUGAUUCCGCUUUGGCGUUAGCUGUUGCAGGGUUGGCAGUGGUUGGAAGAGAUUACUAUGGUUGUUUCCCAUUGCGUGGUAAACCUCUGAAUGUCAGAGAAGCAACUGCUUCCCAAAUCACAAACAACGCAGAGAUCAACGCCCUCAAGCAGAUUGUCGGUUUACAGCAUAAGAAGAGAUACGAAGACACAAAAUCUUUGAGAUAUGGUCGCGUUAUGUUGAUGACGGAUCAGGAUACGGAUGGAUCCCAUAUUAAGGGUUUACUGAUCAACUUCAUUGAGAGUCAAUGGCCAGAACUACUUAAGAUUCCUGGAUUCUUGCUAGAGUUCAUCACCCCGAUUGUGAAAGUUAAUAUUACGAAGCCAAGAAAGGACACAAUGUCAUUUUACAGUAUGAUACAGUACGAGGAUUGGGUGAACAAAGAAAGUCACAAAUAUACAUGGUCUCACAAGUACUACAAGGGUUUGGGUACAUCUACCCAAGAAGAAGGCCGUGAAUAUUUCAGUGAUUUGGACAGACACUUGAAGACAUUUGAAGCUUUACAAGAGGAGGAUAAAGUUUCUAUCGACUUGGCUUUCUCGAAGAGUAAAGCUGAUGCCAGAAAAGAGUGGAUUGGUGAUUUCAAAGAAGAUGAGCAGGUUGAGGAUCGUUAUGAACAGCAAACAGUCGGUAUUACACAGUUCAUAAAUUACGACCUUCGCCUUCACUCAAUUUAUGAUUUGAAAAGAUCUAUUCCUAGUGUCUUGGAUGGCUUGAAACCAGGUCAAAGAAAAAUCAUGUAUGGUUCAUUGAAGAGAAACUUAAAGAAUGAAAUCAAGGUUGCGCAAUUAGCUGGUUACAUUUCUGAAAAAACUGCGUACCAUCAUGGUGAACAGUCUUUGGUCCAAACGAUUAUUGGUCUUGCCCAAGAUUUUGUGGGUUCGAACAAUAUUAAUAUGUUGUUACCAAAUGGUGCUUUCGGUACGAGAUUGCUCGGUGGUAAGGAUGCUUCGGCUCCCCGUUAUAUCUUCACUGCUUUGAGCCCAAUUACUUCAAAGAUCUUAAGUAAAGAUGAUAAUGCCUUGUUGAAGUAUAACGAAGAUGAUGGACAAACAGUCGAACCAGAGGCAUAUGUACCAACUGUUCCAAUGGUUUUGAUUAACGGUGCUGAAGGUAUUGGUACUGGUUACUCCACAUUGGUGCCACAAUUCAACCCUCAAGAGAUUGUUGCUAAUAUUCGUCGUUUGAUGGAAGGUUUGGAAAUGGAGGAAAUGGAGCCUUGGUAUAAGGGUUGGGAUGGUCAAGUUCAGAAGAUCGGUCCAGGCAAAUAUAAAAUGUUUGGUAAGAUCGAGAAGUUGAACGCGAACACAUUGGCCAUUACUGAGCUGCCUCCAAAGAUGUGGAUCUCUAACAUGAAGGAGUUCUUGUUACAAGGUUUGGCUGGUACUGAAAAGGUGAAACCAUGGAUCAAAGACUUUGAAGAGAAGCAUGGGUUGAACAUCAGGUUUGUCGUUACUUUGAGUGACGAGGAGAUGGCUAAAGCAGAGAAAGUCGGAUUGUACGAAAAGUUUAAGCUUUCCUCAAUUAUUAACUUGUCCAACAUGGUGUUGUUUGACCCGGAGUACAGAGUCAAGAAGUAUGAGACUGUUGAGGAGAUCAUGCAAGACUUCUACUGGGUUAGAUUGGAGUAUUACCAAAAGAGAAAAGAUCAUCUAGCUACUGUUUUGCAAAACGAACUAGCAAGGUUGAGUUCUCAAGCCCGUUUCUUAAAGCUUGUGAUUGACGGUAAGCUCAUUGUGAACAAUAAGAAGAGAGCUAUUUUAGUUGCUGAAUUGGAGAAAUUGAAUUUCCCAAAGUUCGACAAGAACGGAACCCCGGUAUACACCAAAACUGAUAUCGAUGAUAUCACUCAUGAUGAGUCAAUGUUGGAGGUUGAUGAGAAUGAAGAUAGUGAUGAAGUUGACGAUGAGGAUGCCAACAUACAUAAGCAAGACAACGUUAUUUCCAGCUUUGAUUAUUUGUUGGGUAUGCCAAUCUGGUCUUUGACACUUGAGAGAUACCAAAAGAUUCUUGAUCAAAAGGCUACCAAAGAGGAUGAACUUACGGAGCUUUUGAAGUUGACGCCAAAGGAUAUUUGGAACAAAGAUCUGGACGAUUUCUUGUCAUCAUGGAGACAAUUUCUCAUUGAAGAUGAAGCAAAGAGAACACAAUUAGUCACCGGUAAGAAGAAAAAGAAUACCCGAAAGAGAGCCAAUGAUGCCGAUGAUGACUGGGGGUCAGGUCCUAAGAAGAAAACCAAGAAGGGCAAGAAAGACGAGGAUAAGUUUGCGAACAUUAAGGGUGAAUUGAUCCCAAUUCCUGAUUAUGUCCCACCGAAAGUCAAGAAAGAGCCAGCUUCUAGAGAAAGAUCUACAGGCCCCAAACAAUCUACUCUUGAUUCAUUAAAGGUCAAAAAGGAAGAGGUAAAACAGGAGGUCAAGGUUGAGGAAGAGACGAAGAAAGAACCUGAGUUCAAGACUUUUUUCGGUAAGGGUUCCACGAUAUUUGGAACACCAAAGAAGGAAAGUACGGUUGUUAAGAAGCCUGCAAAGGCCAAAUCUGCUGCGCCUAAAAAAACCACAGCUGGUAGAAGCAAGAAGAAAACUAGUGUGCUCAGUGAUGAUGAAGACGAUAGUGGAGUCCUCGAUGAUGAUGACGAUGACGUUGAAAUGCUUGGCGGUUCACCUGAAGAGGAUACUGUUCCACUUGCUUCGAGAUCAAGGGCUUCGAGAGGUGCACAAAAGAAGAACUAUACCUUUGAUAUCUCCGAUGAUGAUGAUCUUGACAGUUUUGUUGUUGAUGAUGACGAUGAUGAUGAAGAUUUCUCGGUCUAA